CUCACCGUUCCAUAAACUUGGCGCCACCUGCCUCUGUUCAUCGAACGCCCACCUCACUUGGAGGCUUCAAUUUUUUGAUUUCACAAACAAAUUGCGUUCUGAUUCUCACAGUAUACAGGAAAACAAGCGCAAUCCAAUUCGUAUUUUCGAAGAAAUUCAUUUCAAUUCAAUCCCAAUCCUCGUUUUCUCCCUUUUUUCUUGUUCUUCGGUUUGGGAUUUUACAUUUAUAUAUGUUGGAAUCAGGAAAUGCUGAGAAUCAUCUCUCAGAUGUUGGUUGUAGUGGUGUUAAUGACGAUGCUGAUGAUGAAGACGAUGAGCGUCGUAAAAGUAUGGCGAAGGCCCAAAUUAUCGCGCCUGAUUUGGGUAAACAGAAGGGUUUUGGAAAGGCGAAACGAGUGAUGUUGUAUCCAUUUCGAAAGGCGAAGAAACAGAUUCUUCGGCGGAGGAUUAAGAGAGAUUCUUCUUCUUGUUCUUCGUCUUCUUCUGUUGAUUGUAAUAGAAGAACAAGUUCUUCCGAUAAAAUGGUUUUUGAUGGAAGCGUUAAUCAGGGCUGUGGUUUCUGUUUCAUGAAACUUUCAAUUUCAGAUCCUAAGAAUGGGCCUCCGACUGAUCCUAAUCACCGGAAGUUCACUAAUCAAAUGUUGAAAGUUCUUAUUGAGAAGAAUGAUUUCUAUUCCAAGGAAUCCAAUCCUCACUUGGAUGUUCAUAUGGGCACUGGACGAAAACAUUAAAUUCAAUUGGGUUUUGCUUGUUGAGAAAGAUCAAGUAUUAUGCACUUGUGUCUCCUAUUUUAUAUGUACGAAAAAUCGAGACUUGUAUUGGACAACUUAGUCUGCUGUUCUUCUUCAUCGCCCCGUUUUAGUUCAUGGAAGUUAAGUUGAUAGUAUGCUAGAAACUUCGCUAGUGAUACUUAUUGUAAUGCCCCAAGCCCACCGCUAGCAGAUAUUUUCUUCUUUGGGUCGAAUGGUUGCAGUGGAACGGUAGCGGCUUGUUUUAGGUGCAGAUUUUGUCCUCUUGAGGGGAAGCCCGAAAAGGAAAGUCCAAAAAGUACAAUAUCUGCUAGCGAUGGACUUGGGCCAUUGUGAUCUUAAACCAACAAAUGAUUUUUUUAAGGGGCUAAGCUGAUGGCAAAUACAUGCCCAUUUUUUCCUCUCCUUUAUGGUUAGUUCACCUUAAGAAUG
Messenger RNA from Cucurbita moschata (crookneck pumpkin), 1181 nucleotides. RefSeq lists its product as uncharacterized. The transcript is spliced from 3 exons. The record is from RefSeq and is a predicted model, not a curated record. The coding region runs from base 231 to 731 and encodes 166 amino acids. NCBI's taxonomy places the organism in Eukaryota, Viridiplantae, Streptophyta, Magnoliopsida, Cucurbitales, Cucurbitaceae.